UGUUUGUUUGUGCGCUUGUUUGUUUGUUUGUUGUUCUUUGUUGAAGUUUUCUUCUAAGGGUUUCGCGAACUCGUUUUCAAUAUGGUCAAGGAUGACAACCAGUAAAACCAGUAAAACCAGUAAAACCAGAUUAACACGAGGCCAACCAAUGGAACACUUGCCAGAUAAUUGGACCUCUCACGUUGCUCCGUCCGGGCAUAAGUACUACUAUAACGCGGUGACGAAGGAAUCCACGUAUACCAAACCAAUUAUAGAGAGGGACAAUCAAGGAAGCGUACCCUUGUUUCGAAUACCGCUGGUUCCACAAUGGUCAUUGGUUAUAACGAAUCUUGGGGAUCACUUCUUCCAUGAUGAAUCGACAGGUGAAUCUUACUGGACAGUUGAUAAUGAAGAAGUUAAACAGUCCAUUGAUAAGUUGAACAAGGAUGGCUUGGUACUUUUGAUCGCUAAGGCGAGGGGUUUGGACUUGGAUACGGAUAUGUUGCUUAAAUUGGAGGAACUGGCCUCAUAUCGACGUGAUUGUAAUAGAGAUGAUCACAUUGUCAGAGAUGACCACGUUGUCAGAGAUGAUCACAUUGUCAGAGAUGAUCACAUUGUCAGAGAUGAUCACAUUGUCAGAGAUGAUCACAUUGUCAGAGAUGAUCACAUUGUCAGAGAUGAUCACAGUCGCAGCGACAACGAAAACUAUUAUGCACCAAAUAAGCAUUCACUUGUUGGUGGAUACUUAUCUAGUGACGAGGAAACUGAAUCAGGCGAUGAAAAAGAUAUGAACGCUAAUAAAGAACAAGCUCUUAAGUCUCUUGAUCAAAGUGACGAAUCCUCUGGAGAGGAAAAUGGAUUGAAUAUAAACGAUUUGUCUUCAGAUGAUGAAGACGCUCAGAUAGACUUAGAAUCAACAAACCAACACGCCGUUGAAAUCUUCCAUCAAUUGCUUGAAGAAAACAACAUCAAUCCUUUCAAUCCUUGGCAUGACGAAUCUUUAAAACUUGUGAAUGAUGUAAGAUUCAUGUCCAUACCAAAGGAUAGUGUUAGAAAACAGCUAUUUGACCAAUGGUGUCGAGAUGAAAUAGCAAAAUCCAGACAAGGUGGUGAUCUUUCACAAAACAAACAAGGCGUGAGUCCAGUAGUGCUCUACCUAAGAUAUUUGGAAUCGCUGGAGAGACCUCUGGAUCGAAUCUACUCGAGGUUUAAAUCCUUACAUAGAGAUGGACUGAGAGCUUUUAGAGAUAUAGGGGAAAGGAAACGGGAAGCCAUCUACAAAGAAUACGUUAUAUUGACGUCAAAGUCCUUGAGUACGAGAGAAGAGGUGUUUAUGAACCUGUUGCGAUCUUCAAAAUCAGUUACAAAACAACUAGCACGGAAUAAACAGUUGCUACAAUCAUCUUCAUCUUACCUCAAUUCAGUACAACUGCUGAUCAACAAUAGUCCAGAUCAUCACGACUGUAUGGCACAUCAUGAUGACUUAUACUCUAAACUUGACAGGUUUGAAAAAGAACUCAAUGUCCCUGAUAUUUUAAAACUCAACACCAAAUACUACAUUGUUGGCGUUGCAACACGUAUCCAGCUACUCAAACAGCUACUUGAACAGCUUCUUCUACAAUCCACAUGAAUUAAUAAACAUAAAACGUGUAUAAUAUAAGUAUUGUAAUAAGGUA
Molecule: messenger RNA, 1655 nt
Organism: Williopsis jadinii
Lineage: Eukaryota; Fungi; Ascomycota; Saccharomycetes; Phaffomycetales; Wickerhamomycetaceae
Gene: URN1
Product: Urn1p
Exons: 3
Coding region: 92-1609 (505 amino acids)
Cellular component (GO): nucleus
Molecular function (GO): RNA polymerase binding; transcription coregulator activity
Source: RefSeq, a predicted model, not a curated record